AUGGGACUGCUCCGCAAGGACAAAAACACUGGUCUCCACUAUGCUGCCAGCUCUGGUCUCAAGAGAUGUGUGGAGUUUUUGGUCAACAAUGGUGCACCCCUUUUUAUAGAGAAUGUGGAUAAUGAGACGCCCUGUGACUGUGCUGAGAGGGCAGGCUUCUCUGAUAUAGCCCUCUACCUGGAGUCCAAGAUGGUUUUCUCUAAUGACAUGGCUGUGGAUGAAAAUGAGGAUGCUGCCAUUGUUUCUAUUGACCUACAGGAGGAAUACAGUGGUCUUAAAGCUCAAGACUUGCAGGAGGCCAAGGACCAACUGCUGGUGGAAACAUCAGAUAUGUUGAGGGUGCCACUGUUCACUGCUGAGGCCCUGCUCAGAAACCAUGAAUGGUCCAGAGAAAUGCUCCUGGAAGCCUGGAUGAGGGAUGCUAUAGUCUGCUGUGAGAAGAGUGGAGUAAAUCCACCAUCCAGUGUGUUUGAGGAUCUGAUGGCUCAGUCCUCUGAGGACUCCGACACUCUCAGAAGUGUCACGCCACGUCACCACGGACAAUCUGACAUACUCUGUGAUAUAUGUGCAAACUACAUUCCAAGUGAUGAGACGGCAGUUCCCAUGUCAUGUGAACACAGGUUUUGCCGAGCAUGCUGGGAAGGCUAUCUAAAUGUGAAAAUCCAAGAGGGCGAGGCCCAUAACAUUACCUGCCCUGCUUAUGACUGUAUCAAACUUGUACCUGUAGAACUCAUUGAGGAGAUUGUCUCAAGAGAUAUGGCCAGGAGAUAUCUGCAGUUUGACAUACAGGCGUUUGUUGAUAGUAACCCCAAUAUCAAGUGGUGUCCGUCUCCUGGCUGUAUCCGUGCAGUAAAACUACCGGAUAUGGAUGGCGCCAGUGGUGUUAUGUCACCAGUUCAGCCAUCUAUCGCCAGUAAACUUCCUGGCGACACCUCCAGAUCCGUGGAUUGUGGGAGUGGCCAUUAUUUUUGUUGGGACUGUCUUGGAGAAGCUCAUGCUCCUGCUAGCUGUGAAAACUGGAGUAAAUGGUUUCAAAAAAUUUCAGAGAUCUGCCCAGAAGCAUUAUGUGACACGAGUGGAGCAGUGGAGACAUCAGCCAAUAUACUGUGGUUGGUGACCAAUGCCAAGCCUUGUCCCAACUGCAAGUCUCCUAUACAGAAAAACGAGGGGUGCAAUCAUAUGAAAUGUUCAAAGUGCAAACACGACUUCUGCUGGGUGUGUCUAGAACAGUGGAAGAAGCACAGUUCUGCCACUGGGGGGUACUUUAGGUGCAAUAGAUAUGAUGUGUCAAAGAAAGUUGAUGAACAGACAGAAGUGCAAAAGACAGAGGCUGAGCAGAAGCACAUGGCUAACAAAGAAAUGCACAAGUUUGUCCACUAUUACACUAGGUUUAAAAAUCAUGACAAUAGUUUCAAGCUGGAGGAACCAUUGCUUACCACUGCCAAAGAAAAGAUGCUGAUACUUGCCAAUGCAGUCAGCGAUCCAGCAACUGCAGAUAUUGAGACCAAGUUUAUAGAAGAUGCAGUCCACCAAUUGCUCAAGGCACGGCGCGUCCUGAAGUGUUCUUAUGUCUAUGGUUAUUACAUAGAAGAAGUAGGAAUUAGAAAACCCAUCUUUGAAUUCAUGCAGACGGAGCUAGAAGAGGCAACAGAGAACCUAUCUCAGAUGAUCAAUCGCCCAUACUUACGUACACCACGGAACAAGAUAAUAGGUCAGGCUCAGCUGGUCACACGGAAACGCCAUGACUUGAUAGGCGCCAUUGCACGAGGCUUGGUGCCUGUUGAUCUGUCUCCUGGGAAUUCUAGGAAAAAGUAUAGUUUUGAUGUAGAUUUUUCACAGCUGGAAAUUCUAUUAGGAAAUACAGCUUUGAUGUGGAUAGAAGUGAGAAUGAGAUCUACUUGA
Molecule: messenger RNA, 1902 nt
Organism: Lingula anatina
Lineage: Eukaryota; Metazoa; Brachiopoda; Lingulata; Lingulida; Lingulidae
Biological process (GO): protein ubiquitination
Molecular function (GO): protein binding; zinc ion binding; ubiquitin-protein transferase activity
Source: RefSeq, a predicted model, not a curated record